Molecule: messenger RNA, 1533 nt
Organism: Trichoplax adhaerens
Lineage: Eukaryota; Metazoa; Placozoa; Uniplacotomia; Trichoplacea; Trichoplacidae
Exons: 1
Coding region: 1-1533 (510 amino acids)
Molecular function (GO): monooxygenase activity; heme binding; iron ion binding
Source: RefSeq, a predicted model, not a curated record
AUGAAGUUACCGUUUUUGGAAUCUUCCAAGCUAGAUUAUAAAUACAUCCUUUUCAACUCUAUUAUUUGCUGCAUAGUUGGUUUAUUCCUGCAAAAAUUAUGUAAAUCGGUUUAUAAGCGAUUAAGACUGGUCUAUUAUGGCAGCAAAUUUAAUGCACCACCGCAUCGAUUUCUUAUUGGCAACACUCAUCAGCUAGGCGGUGCAGAUAAAUAUUUCAAGUUCUUGAUUGAUACUAGCAAGAUAUAUGAUAAAUAUUUCAUGCUUUGGUACGGUUCAACGCAGCCAGCAUUUAUUUGCUAUGAUCCUGAUGUUAUUAAAAAAGUGAUCUUAGCUGAACCACCCAAAAUUAGCAAUUUAUACCGAUUUCUAUCGGAUUGGAUUGGACAUGGAUUAUUGACUUCCAACGGUAAUCAUUGGGCUAGAAAUCGACGUUUACUCACUCCAGCAUUUCAUUUCGAUAUCUUAAAGACUUAUAUCAAUAUCUAUAACGAAACUGCAGAUACUUUAAUCGAGAAAUGGUCCGCAUCGGCUGAACGCCAUGAGCCAUUAGAUUUAUAUUAUGAUGCCAGUCUUUGCACUCUCGAUGUCGUCUUACCAUGUGCGUUUUCAAUGCAUUUAAACUGUCAAACAAGCGGUAAAAAUCAUCCUUAUAUCAAUUCUGUUCAAACGUUAGGAGAAUUAAUCGUUAAGCGUGGAUACAAUCUUUUACAUCAUAAUCCAUGGAUCUACUUUAAUUUCACAUCAGCGGGUAAGCAAUUUCAACAGCAAGUGAAUGUAUCGCAUGAAUUUACUGAAGGGAUUAUAAGAAAGCGCCAAGCAGAACUUGAAAAUGUAGGAAAUGAUGAAGUAAAAUCGCGAAAAUCACUGGAUUUUCUCGAUACUUUAUUAAAUGCACGUUACGAAGAUGGAACAAAGUUAAGUUUAAUUGACAUACGAAAUGAAGUUGAUACAUUUUUAUUUGCUGGACAUGAUACUACAGCCGGUACAUUAUCUGUUACAUUAUAUUGUUUAGCAAAAUAUCCUGAGCACCAAAGUAAAAUCAGGGACGAAGUUUCAAACAUAUUACAAAAUAAAUCGCAAAUUGAAUGGGAUGAUUUGUCGCAGUUAAAAUAUACUAGUUUAUGCAUUAAAGAAGCUCUGCGGCUUUUCCCACCUGUACCUUUUAAUGCUCGAACUGCCAAUAAAGAUCUACAGAUAGAUGGCAAAAUCGUUCCUGAAGGAACCAUUAUAAUUUAUUCAGGAUUUAUAGUUCAUCGUGAUCCAAACGUUUGGGAUCACCCAGACGAAUUUGAUCCGUCUCGAUUUCUACCUGAAAAUAUUGGUGAUCGCCAUCCAUUUGCUUAUAUUCCAUUUUCGGCCGGUGCAAGAAAUUGUAUAGGUCAAAAUUUUGCAACGAAUUUCUUAAAGAUUGCAAUAGCUAAACUAGUUCAUCGAUUUGAUUUCAUAACUGAUUUUAAAAAAGAAAUAUCAUACAGUGCUCCACUAACAUUAAAAUUACAUAAUGUAGAAAUCUACUUACGUGAUCGAUUGUGA